Phaeodactylum tricornutum CCAP 1055/1 is the source of this 1542-nucleotide messenger RNA. RefSeq lists its product with no specific name. Gene Ontology annotation, biological process: ribosome biogenesis. Gene Ontology annotation, cellular component: preribosome, large subunit precursor. The transcript has a single exon. The record is from RefSeq and is a predicted model, not a curated record. Gene Ontology annotation, molecular function: protein binding. The coding region runs from base 43 to 1542 and encodes 499 amino acids. Lineage: Eukaryota; Bacillariophyta; Bacillariophyceae; Surirellales; Neidiaceae.
GCACGGUUACCAUAGAUACCUCAGUCGUCUCUCAGCGAUACCAUGCCCCCGUACGACGAUGAGGAGAGGGAUCAUCGCGUUACAGCCUCGGACGACGACAAUGAUGUGGGGGAACAAAUUCGUGUGUCGUUGACGCUGGCGGUGGAAUGCACAGACCGCUCCCUCGAAGUACCAUCCGAAGUCAUUGCCGUUCCCGCCACAAUCGGUCGGCAAGGUCUAUCGGCUGUGAUCAAUCAUUUAUUGGAUCGAAGGAUUGCCAACGAAGAUGGUACAGAUAUGGAAGACGAUGAAGAAGCAGAUGAUCGUUUGCCGGCUCUCAAAUUUGAUUUCAUUCUGGGAAGGAAUAACAAAUUGUUGCGAACUGGUGUCGAGAAGGAAGCCAGACGGAGUGGCAUUAGUUUGGAAGAAGCAAUUUUAGUGACAUAUUUCCCGGCUCAAGAAGCUCCCGACUUUUCUGGUGAGAGUGAACCUCUCCCAGAUUGGAUUUCUGCCAUGACCUUGGUGCAAUCGACGAGCAACCUUAAACUCUGCACUGCCACAUACGACGGCUCCAUACAAGUUUUCGAACCUAAUUUGGAGGGAGGUAAAGAAAAUUUGCGCCUAACAUCCGUCGGCAGUAAAAGCCGAGCUCACGUUGGUCCCAUAAAGUCAUUGGAUGCGGCUAUGAGCCAGGACGAGACCUUGUGGGUUGCAACUGGUUCGAUGGAUCAAUCACUUGCUAUACACUGUAUGAAGGUUGGAACAUCGAAACUACAACUCUUUGCACUUUGCAAGGAAGGCCAUGCAGCGGCUGUUGGCAGUGUCGAUCUCGCAGUCCGUGACAAAGUUCUGGCCAGUGGUGAUUGGGAUGGCGGCGUCAGUUUGUGGGACUUCUCAAACUCGGUGGAUCCUAUAGAGCACGCGCAGCCACUUAAAAAAUCCAAAACUGGCUCGACAACAUCAUCUAAGAAGGAAGAAUUGUCCGCAAAAUUGCUGUCGCCAAAGAUAAGUAUUCAAGCACACUCUUCCAAAGUGAGUGGGUUGUCAUGGGGCAACUUUGAAAAGACCCAGAAUUCCAGCUUGGACCGUCUUAUUACGGGAAGCUGGGAUCACAGCCUAAAAGUUUGGGAUAUGGAGCGACAAGACUGUCUUUUGACGCUAAAUGGGUCACGGGUCGUCAGCUGCUUGGAUACAUCGUACCAUUCCUCUGGGAUCGUCGCCACCGGACACCCUGAUUGCACCGUACGACUGUGGGAUGUCCGUAUCGACGCCACCAACGAAUCCAGCCUUGCUCUCUCCGACAAUACUUUCAAGCCUAGUCAUAGAGAAUGGAUUUCGUCCGUACGUUGGUCGCGAAGAAAUGCAUACACACUCGCUUCGACAAGCCACGAUGGAACUGUGAAAGUCUGGGAUAUUCGAUCGUCUAUACCGCUGCAUACGGUCCAAGCUUUUGACAAGAACCACAAGAGCUUGUGCAUCGCCUUUGGAAGCCUCAAGGAUACCAACGACUUCAUUUUUGCGGGGGGAACAGAUUGCGUUGUGAAGGAGUAUUGCAAUGGAUAG